AUGGCUCCACCCAUAAUGGACCAGCCGCAUCAGACCUCUUCGACGCAGCGAGGGCGUCCUCGACAGCGCUCGGCCGUCGCUUGUACCUGGUGCCAUGCAAGACGCGUUAAAUGUAAUGCCGCGGCCAAGGGGACGCCAUGUUCCAACUGCGAGGCCGGUGGACGCCACUGCAUGCUCAUCGAGAGCAAAAGGGGCAAGAAGCGGAAAGUGUCGACUUCUCCUUCGGCCACUCAACGCGACCUGUCUAGUAUCGCCCAGGCCUCGCCUACAGAGACAACCCCGGGCCAUGGUAACGUCUACGACCCCCUCAAGGGUGUGAGGAACCAGCCCAAGAGCCCCCAGGAGAGCCAUAAUCCUCGGACGGGGUCGACUUCAACGGGUGUCCCCGACAAACCUGAUCUGGCACAAGACUCGCAGGAGACUCUGUAUGCUCAGGUGCUUGACAAGGCGACCGACACCGGGAUGCUGCAGCCGGAUGUCAAAGAAGGCGUCGUCCAUGUCAUGUACAUGGGGGAGACGUUCAACUUGACGCACCUGUUGCGCCAGACGAACCCCGACUCUGCGCGGUCUACACGAAAGAGACACUACGUGGUCCGGUUCAAUCCCAAGAACCGGACGGCCGACCCUGUAGAAGAGCAGGAGGAAGAGGAGGACAAUGUGCUAAUGUCGUUUCUCCAGCAUCAAGGCUGCUUCCGCCUGCCGUCCGUCCAUACUUGCUACCAGCUGUUCCAGACCUAUUUUGAAUAUGUUCACCCUCACUACCCUAUCCUUGACCGCGAAGAUUUUGCUGCGCAAUACACUGAUCUCCAGAACCCAGCGUCGUACCUCCUGCUCCAGAGCGUCCUGUUCAUGGCCUCGGGACACUGCGAGCUGUCGGUUCUGCUCGAGGCCGGGUUCGAAUCGAGAUACCACGCACGAAAGACCUUCUUCCAGCGCGCAAAGGCCCUGUACGACAACGACCACGAACCCAACAAGGUGACGGUCGUCCAGGCCGUAUUUCUCAUCAGUUUCUGGUGGAACGGGCCCACGGAUCAGAAGGACACGUGGCACUGGCUGGGCAUCGCCAUCAGCCUCGCGCUGACGCUGGGCAUGCACCGAUCGACGCAACUGUCCGACAUGAAGCCCAAGGAUCGGUGCCUGUGGAAGAAGAUCUGGUGGUCACUCUUCGCCGAGGACAAGCACGCGGCGACCGCGCUGGGCCGCCCGGUCCACAUCCGACGGAGAGACUGCGACGUCGAACUACUCGAGAUUGGCGAUUUCGACGACGAACCGCGUGUCGCGAGAGCAGACAUCUUCGGCCGCCCCGAACGGGUCGACGGGCUCUAUGUCAUCGCGUUGGUCGAGCUUUCCAUGAUCGCAGAGAGCAUCGUCGAGAGCUCCUUCACCGCCUUCAACGCCACCACCUCGGAUAAUGCCGACAUGUUUCAGUCGUGCUCUCAGGCACUGGAGCAGUGGCGGUCGGGACUCCCGCUUGAACUGCGCAUCGAAUACACCAGCAACUGCCUGUGGACGAGCAUGCUGCACAUUGCACACAGUUGGUUCGAGAUCGUCACGCACCGGUCCAUCUCGCCGCAGAACCUGUCGCCGCCGUCGAUGAAGACGGCGCACUGCCUGGCCAUGGACGCCGCGAACCGCAUGGUCCGCAUCGUCGAGGAACUGCUCUCGCAGUCGCACAUCCUGCACUGCCCGAUCCACAUUGUCCCCGCGCUCUUCGCCGCCAUGGGCAUGCAGGCCGUCGACAUCUGCUCGGGCCAGUCGAUCCUCGAACAGCUCGGCGUGGUCAAGGUGCGUCUCGCCAUGAUCGCCCUGCGCGAGCUGCAGAGCACCUGGCCCGUCAGCGGCUGGAUCUUUCGCCUCUUUGCAAAGAUUGUCCGCCGCAUCCGCCACGGCGACGAGCUCCUCCCCCACGAACCUGUCAAUGCUUCGCCUCCCGUGCUGAUGAAGAUGAAGAUGAAUAGUCACGAUGUCGCUGCUGACAAGGGCGACAGUCCUGUACCGCAGAGCCAGGUCGUCAUUGACCAGCAGCACCAACAACAAUCAGUAUUCACCGGCAAGGCUCAGUACGGACAAGGAGAAGGACAGGACCCAAGCCUCACACCGACGACGACGACAGCAGCGUACACCAUAUCGACCACCCACCCCGCCGGACGGUAUCUCUUUGCCGAGACAUCCAGCCUGGCAAUGCCCGUGAGCUAUCCAGCAGACUGGGGAACCAUCCUCGACGACGGAGCCUGGGCUGAUUUGGAGUAUGAGUUUUGA
Molecule: messenger RNA, 2259 nt
Organism: Fonsecaea monophora
Lineage: Eukaryota; Fungi; Ascomycota; Eurotiomycetes; Chaetothyriales; Herpotrichiellaceae
Exons: 2
Coding region: 1-2259 (752 amino acids)
Biological process (GO): regulation of DNA-templated transcription; DNA-templated transcription
Molecular function (GO): DNA binding; zinc ion binding; DNA-binding transcription factor activity, RNA polymerase II-specific
Source: RefSeq, a predicted model, not a curated record